AUGUCUAGAUCAGGAGUUCAAGUUGCCGACGAAUCAUUGACCGCCUUCAACGAUUUGAAGUUGGGUAAAAAGUACAAGUUUGUCAUUUACACAUUAAACGAUGCUAAGACUGAAAUCGUUGUUGACGAAACUUCCACCGAUUCAGAUUAUGAUGCCUUUUUGGAGAAAUUGCCAGAAAAUGAAUGUAAAUAUGCCGUCUAUGAUUUUGAGUAUGAAAUUGGUGGAGGCGAAGGUAAAAGAUCCAAAAUUGUGUUUUUCACUUGGUCACCAGAUACUGCUCCUGUCAGAUCUAAGAUGGUUUACGCUUCUUCAAAGGAUUCUUUGAGAAGAGCAUUGAAUGGUGUUGCUGCUGAUGUUCAAGGCACUGAUUUUUCAGAAGUUGCUUACGAAUCAGUCUUGGAAAGAGUCAGCAAAGGUGCUGGAUCUCAUUAG
This is a messenger RNA of Lodderomyces orthopsilosis Co 90-125, 432 nucleotides long. RefSeq names its product cofilin (gene COF1). Bases 1 to 432 code for a protein of 143 amino acids. The transcript has 3 exons. Gene Ontology annotation, molecular function: actin filament binding. Lineage: Eukaryota; Fungi; Ascomycota; Pichiomycetes; Serinales; Debaryomycetaceae. Gene Ontology annotation, biological process: actin filament severing; actin filament depolymerization; cell motility. Gene Ontology annotation, cellular component: actin cytoskeleton; cytoplasm; actin cortical patch. The record is from RefSeq and is a predicted model, not a curated record.